Clonostachys byssicola is the source of this 1464-nucleotide messenger RNA. NCBI's taxonomy places the organism in Eukaryota, Fungi, Ascomycota, Sordariomycetes, Hypocreales, Bionectriaceae. The record is from the annotation of a GenBank genome assembly.
AUGGCCAAGAUAUUUGACGCUGAAGAGGUCGCCAAGCACAACACGGCAGAGAGCUGCUGGGUAAUUCUGUACGGGAAUGUCUAUGAUGUUACCAACUUCUUACCUGAGCACCCCGGAGGCUCCAAGAUCAUCCUGUCUCUCGCCGGGAAGGACGCCACAGAGGAGUAUGAUCCCGUGCACCCUCCAGGCACCCUCGAGGAGAACCUACACCCCAGUGCCAAACUCGGGCAAGUGAAUCCUGACAGCCUCGUCAAGGCCAAUGUAGUACAGGAGGUCGAGAAGGCUGUGCAAGGGCCUCCUCCCCUGGAGACAUUACUCAACCUCGACGAGCUGGAGGAGGUGGCCACCAAGCAGGUUUCCAAGAAAUGCUGGGCGUACUACUUCUCCGCGGGUGAUGACCUGAUAUCUAAGCGCUUCAACAACUCCGUGUACAGGGAUAUCCUCCUCCGGCCUCGGAUGUUCGUCGACUGCACAGACUGCGACCUGUCAACGACCCUUCUCGGGCACAAGGUCGGGCUCCCCAUCUACGUCUCGCCGGCGGCCAUGGCCCGGCUCGCCCACCCAGACGGCGAGCAGGGCAUCGCCAAGGCGGCCGCACGGUUCGGCGCCAUGCAGCUCAUCUCCAACAACGCGUCAAUGACGCCGGAGCAGAUCAUCGAGGGGUCGCCCGACGGUCAGGUAUUUGGGUGGCAGCUGUACAUCCAAAAGGACCGCGCGAAGAGCAUAGCCAUGCUCAAGCGCAUCAACGCCAUGAAGCACCGCUACAAGUCCAUCGUCCUGACGCUGGACGCGCCCGUGCCCGGCAAGCGCGAGCUGGACGAGAAGUCCAACUUUGACCGCUCGCUGACGGUCGAGGUGGGCGGCAAGGAGUCCGGGGAGAAGCGGCCCGGCGGCGGAGGUGUCGGGCAGCAGCUGUUCUUCGGCACCGCGCCGGACCUGACCUGGGCUCCAACCCUUGCUUGGCUGGCCGAGCAGACGGACCUCCCCAUCGUCCUCAAGGGGAUACAGACGCACGAGGAUGCCUACCUCGCCGCCAAGUACGCGCCGCAGGUCAAGGCCAUCAUUCUGUCCAAUCACGGCGGGCGGGCUCUGGACACGGCGCCCCCUGCGGUGCACACUCUCCUGGAGAUCCGCAAGUACUGCCCAGAGGUCUUUAACAAGAUCGAGGUGUGGGUCGACGGAGGCAUCAAGAGAGGCACGGAUGUCGUCAAGGCGCUGUGCCUUGGUGCGAAGGCGGUUGGUGUCGGCCGUGCUGCCCUCUUCAGUCUGGGAGCAGGCGGGCAAGCCGGUGUUGAGCGCAUGUUUGAAAUCCUCGAGGCGGAAACGGCAACGUGCAUGAGAUUGCUAGGGGCCAAAACCAUCUCCGACUUGGGUCCCAGAUUUAUCAACACACGGCGUGUAGAAAGAGAUAUAUACGAUGGUGACUCAGGAUUAGAGAAGAAGGGUCUGUGGUCCAAGUUGUAA